Messenger RNA from Racocetra persica, 159 nucleotides. The record is from the annotation of a GenBank genome assembly. Lineage: Eukaryota; Fungi; Glomeromycota; Glomeromycetes; Diversisporales; Gigasporaceae.
CAACAAAACAUGAUUCUAGAUAAGAUAUCAAACAUGUUUUAUAAAUCAACUGUAGCUGUAAAAAACUCACAAAUACAAUCUAUGAGAGAAUAUCUAGCUAGAUCUAAAAAUAUAGCAUAUUCAUCACUAGAAGAAAUCUGGCCAACUUUGAAUUGGUAG